This is a messenger RNA of Hippocampus zosterae (dwarf seahorse), 3936 nucleotides long. RefSeq names its product poly(A) specific ribonuclease subunit PAN3 (gene pan3). The record is from RefSeq and is a predicted model, not a curated record. NCBI's taxonomy places the organism in Eukaryota, Metazoa, Chordata, Actinopteri, Syngnathiformes, Syngnathidae. The transcript is spliced from 19 exons. Gene Ontology annotation, molecular function: metal ion binding; poly(A) binding. Gene Ontology annotation, cellular component: P-body; PAN complex. The coding region runs from base 176 to 2584 and encodes 802 amino acids. Gene Ontology annotation, biological process: mRNA processing; nuclear-transcribed mRNA poly(A) tail shortening.
CCACAAUGCAAAGUGGGUCCCAGGCAGUGCACCGCAGGCAAACCUGGCAGUGAGCAAAAACAACAACAGGCUGCACUUUUUCUUUUUUUAAUUAGCAAAGGAAAGCGUCUGCAUGGAUGGCGACCCUCGCGAUCACUGUUCCGUGCGUGCGGUGAUCUAAGUCCGGAAGCCAAACAUGCACCCCAGUGCGAUGACCAGAAGCGGCGGCGGCGGUGCCAUGAACAGCGGACUCCCAGCCUCAGCUGCUCCGCUCGGGGGUGCCGGGAUACCCAAUGUCAAAGUGAAGUUUUGCCGUUACUACGCGAAAGACAAAACGUGCUUCUAUGGAGACGAGUGCCAGUUCCUGCACGAGGAUCCGUCCAUGGCUAGCCUGAGCCCCGUCCCGUUGUCUCUACCCGGGGGUGGCGGGACUGCAGCGGGAUAUUCCCUCGGAGGUUCCGGGGCAGGAGGCCCCGGAACCUCCGGAGGAGGAACCGGCGUGCCCAAGAAGAGUGAAGCCAUGGGGCUUGCGCAGAGCUCUCUGGACGGGUCGUUGCUAGCCAUUCCAGGGAUGGAGGGAGCGAGUCUGAGCGACGCCAACCUAACCAAUUCCUACUUCAGCAGCAGCUUCAUUGGAGUGAAUGGAUUUGGAAGUCCCGCAGAGUCCAAAUACUCCAUGAUGCAGCGAAUCACUACCAGCAGCAGCUCUCCCAGUCUGCUCAAUGAUGGUGCCAAGAAUUUUAGCCACAGCACUCACGAUCCAGUCAACCCCCCGACGUCGUCGCUGUUCAGCGAUUUUGGUGCUCUUGGCAUUUCUCAACGGAGAAAGGCGCCCAAUCCGACAGCAAGUGAGUUCAUCCCUAAGGGAGCUCCACGAAUAGCCACCAUGGCGCCGUCUUCUGUCCAGGCCUUCCCCUCGCCUCUUUUUGCCCACCCAGGUCUUAAUAGCUCCACAACCGCCGCUUUAGCUCCAGGCAUGUCUUUAUCGGCGGGCUCAUCUCCCCUUCACUCGCCGAAAAUUACGCCGCAUACCUCACCCGCCCCGCGUCGCCGCAGCCACACCCCGAACCCGGUCAACUACAUGGUGCCCACCACGGCGGCGGACCCGGGCGCUCACAUCAUCCAGAAAGAGACUGUCGGGGGGACCACGUACUUCUACACGGACAAUACCCCCGCCCCGAUGGCCGGCAUGGUGUUUCCUACGUACCACAUUUACCCCCCCACGGCACCCCACGUGGCCUACAUGCAGCCCAAAGCCAACGCACCGUCCUUCUUCAUGGCAGAUGAACUCCGACAGGAAUUAAUCAACCGACACCUGAUAACCAUGGCGCAGAUCGACCAUUCGGAAAACGCAGACGUACCCUCCGAGGUGGACAGCUACCACAGCCUGUUCCCCCUGGAGGCCCUGCCGCCGCCCAACCGCAUGCAAAAGACCAGCAACUUCAGUUACAUCACGUCCUGCUACAAGGCGGUCAACAGCAAGGACGACCUGCCCUACUGCCUGAGGAGGAUACACGGCUUCCGCCUCGUCAACACCAAGUGUAUGAUGCUGGUGGACAUGUGGAAGAAGAUUCAGCACUCCAAUUCGGUCACCCUGCGGGAGGUCUUCACCACAAAGGCCUUUGGAGACCACUCUUUGGUGUUCUCCUAUGACUUCCACGCAGGCGCAGAAACCAUGUUCAGCCGACACUUCAACGACCCGGCAGCCGACUCGUAUUUUACCAAGAGGAAGUGGGGACAACACGAGCCUCCCCCGCCGCGGCAGCACGCCGGCCUGCUGCCCGAGUCGCUGAUCUGGGCCUACAUUGUGCAGCUCAGUUCGGCCCUGCGAACCAUCCACACGGCCGGCCUGGCGUGCCGCGUCAUGGACCCCAGCAAGAUCCUCAUCACGGGCAAGACCAGGUUACGCGUGAACUGCGUCGGCGUCUUUGACGUCCUAACGUUUGACAACAGUCAAACCAACCAUCUGGCCCUGAUGCCGCAGUACCAGCAAGCCGACCUGGUUUCGCUCGGCAAAGUCGUGCUGGCGCUGGCCUGCAACUCCCUGGCGGGUAUUCAGAGGGAGAACCUGCAGAAGGCCAUGGAGCUGGUGUCCAUCAACUACUCGUCAGACCUCAAGAACCUUAUACUAUAUCUGCUGACGGAACAGUCCCGCCUGCGCAGCGUCAACGACAUCAUGCCGAUGAUCGGAGCCCGAUUUUACACGCAACUGGACGCCUCCCAGAUGAGGAACGAUGUCAUUGAAGAGGACUUGGCCAAGGAGGUACAAAAUGGCCGCCUUUUCCGCCUCCUCGCGAAGUUGGGGACCAUCAACGAGAGGCCCGAGUUUCAGAAGGACCCCACGUGGUCGGAAACGGGCGACCGCUACCUGCUCAAGCUUUUCCGGGACCACCUGUUUCACCAGGUGACCGAAGCCGGUACGCCGUGGAUCGACCUCAGCCACAUCGUUUCCUGUCUCAACAAACUGGACGCAGGCGGUCCGGAGAAGAUCAGCCUGGUGUCGCGGGACGAUAAGAGCGUGCUGGUGGUCACCUACUCGGACCUGAAGCGCUGCUUCGACAGCACCUUCCAGGAGCUGCAGGCAGCCAUCUCUGGCUCACUGUAGCGCCGCCCCCUAGUGACCCGGAGGGCGCACUACUAUUGCACUACGGCGGGCCAUCAACCUUCCGAGCGAGCCUGACGGGUGGCCGAGCUCGCGAGACAUUUCAACAUCAGCAUUUUUUUUUUUUUUUUGGCGGGAAGGCCUCAGUCGCAUACACUGUCCAACCGGGAAGGCUUUUUGGUUCCCCUCUAAAGUGUAUUUUUUUUAAGUCUUUCCUAAAAAAAGAAAAGGAAAAAAAACCCUGCAAGCUGGAAAAAGGAUAUAAGUCACGGACGCUUGGGAUGGCGAAUUCCUACCUUUUUUUUUUUUUACAUUUUUGGGGAACAAACCAAUGCAAACCAUGCAGUUCUUGUUGAGCAAAUUUUCCUGCUUUUAUUGUUUGUUUGUGAGCGUGGGAGGGAUGGUGGAGGGGGUGUUUUCCAGAGGAGGGUACACUCAGAUUUUAAUUUAAUCCCAGGGUUAUUUUUUUAUGUGUGAAUGUAUGGCCUUACAGGGUGUACAGAGAGUCCCACACACAAACGGAAUGACGACAUGAAAAAAAAACAUUUUUUCUAUUAGAGGCUUUUUAAAAUCUGGUAACACCCACCCGCCACCCAUUCCCUUCUCCCUCACCUGGAAAGGACAAACCACUGGGGUACGGUGCUUGCUUUAGGUUGAUGGACACUGUUGGUUUAGUCGUAGCCCACCCCACCACCCUUGUUUUGCAGCAGCCCCUGGACGGAAUGUUGCCCACUGUUUUUUAUUUUAUUUUUUUAGAACCCCCCUCUUAUUUUUCUGUAUGUAUGUGUGUGUGUUGUUGUUGUUGCCAAAGCGGCAGGGCUAACGUUUUCUGCGGACCAACGCCAGCGUGGGUGAAGGGGAACGACACGUAGGAUGACGAGUAAGGUGCAGCCCCCAACACCCGACCCAGACCACCACACACCUGUCAUCCCGCCCCCUCGCGAUGAUUGAAUAUGAUCGUCCGUCAAUGUUCAGGAUUGUUCACAGUGCCCCUUUUGUGCUGCGGGAUUUAAAAAAAAAAAAAAAAAAAAAGACAAAACUGCUCCUGGCCUCCCCAUGCCCCUUCCUAAGAAAUGACACCGCGGAUCAAACCCUGAAAAUUGCUUGCUUGGUGGGUGGGGUGCCGACUGUGUUAGGUAAUGUACUAAUGACACAUUUGAUGAAUGUGGUGCUUUAAAACCCCCAACACACACACACACACACACAGACCCUCACCCACUUCUCACACACACUCCACAACUGACAUUUUAGUCCGUUGUUUUUUGUUUUGUUUUUGCUCCUCUGGUGUUCCCAUGGCUCAAAUUUUGCAACAUUUGUGUGUACAGCAGUAUUUUAAUAAAGAAUACCGAAAAUAA